This is a messenger RNA of Choloepus didactylus (southern two-toed sloth), 1790 nucleotides long. It is a transcript of the gene GJD4, whose product is annotated as gap junction protein delta 4. The record is from RefSeq and is a predicted model, not a curated record. The coding region runs from base 97 to 1269 and encodes 390 amino acids. Lineage: Eukaryota; Metazoa; Chordata; Mammalia; Pilosa; Megalonychidae. The transcript has a single exon. Gene Ontology annotation, cellular component: connexin complex. Gene Ontology annotation, biological process: cell communication.
GUCAAAUGAGCUAACUAGCAUAUAUUGUUGCUGUGCUUAUUAAUUUUCUCAGUUUUCUGUUCUCAGCCACAGUAAGCACUGGAAACAGUUGUUAGGAUGAAAUAUAUGUGUAGGGCUGUGAUGACAUCAUUCAUUCCUGCUGCUUCUUUUCUAGGAAAGAUCUGGCUUAUCUUCAUGAUUCUGUUGAGGAUGCUGGUGAUCAUUUUGGCAGGGUACCCCAUCUAUCAAGAUGAACAGGAAAGGUUUGUUUGUAAUACACUGCAGCCAGGCUGCUCCAAUGUUUGCUAUGACAUCUUCUCCCCAGUGUCCCAUUUUCGGUUCUGGCUGAUUCAGAGCUUGGCAGUUCUCUUGCCCUACGCUGUGUUCAGCGUCUAUGUGCUGCACAAAGGCUCCAUGCAUGCAGCCGGCCGACCCUGUUGGGCAGCUGGCAGUGUAGCUGGCCAUGACCCCUCUCACCCAGCCACUGGGGAGGGACGCGCUCUCAACAUCCCGGACUUCUCCUCCAGCUACAUCGUCCACCUCCUUCUUCGGACCCUGAUGGAGGCAGCUUUUGGUGCUUUGCAUUAUCUCCUCUUUGGCUUCUUGGUUCCAAAGAGGUUCUCUUGCUCCCACUCUCCUUGCACCAGCAUGGUGGAUUGCUAUGUAUCUCGGCCCACGGAAAAGUCCAUUAUGAUGCUUUUCAUCUGGGGGGCCAGUGCACUCUCCUUCCUGCUCACUGUCACGGACCUGCUCUGCAGUGUGCGGAGAAGGAUGGCAAGGUGGCGGGGUCCCAUGCAGGGGGCGAAGAGCUCCCCACUCAGAAAAGAGCACGAUGUCCCGAAGACGACUCCUACUCGAGCCGAGGAACGUGUGGCCUCUCCAUGCCCGGGGAGGAAGCCGAGUCAGAUCAGUGAGGGUGGCGGGUGGGAGGCAGAGGGGGUCUCUGCUAACCCUGGCCGGUGGAUGGGAGAGGAGGGCACCAGGACUUACUUGAACAGCCCUAGCGAGAAGUCUGGUGUGUCAGGGAGAAUGGAUUUUCCCGAUGAAGACGAGAGUGAGGCCGUGUCCUCAGCCAGUGACAAGUUGGCCCUGGCUGGCGCAGACAGGCCCCGCAGACAGGCUUCCCUGGCCCCAAGGAGUGAGGGCCACACUAAGUCAGAAGAGCCACCCUCAGCCCCUCGCGGCCGGCUGGCCAGGCCCCACUCAUUCAGUCAGCUGCAGCCCUCCCACACCCUGGCACACUCUGGCAGUGCCUCCCACUUGAGAGCCAAAAAGUCUGAGUGGGUAUGAGGUGAACCCCAAACAGCUCUGAGCCCGGAGUUGCACUUGACCCUGCUUUCCAGCAAGGGCACCUACCAUCCCUGUCCAAUGGACAUAACCAAGAUGCAUAGGACACAUACAAAAUCUUAUCCCCCCACUAAGUGCCAAGAGAAGAUUAAUAUCCAGAAAGGCCUGCUGGCAUGGAAACAAAUGGACUGUGUGGGAAACUCUGAUAUAGUCUCAAGACUGAUUUAAUUUAGAUAAGCUUUCUGUUGGAAAAAUGAUUUGCCCUUCAAUUGCCGACUGGAAGCUCAAAUGAUUAAUUGAAAAGUGUCAGGUUGCUGAUCAUCUUACGACUUAUAUGCUACACUCUGGUUCCAUCGUCUUCCUCUGUACCCAGGGUAUGUGCUUAUAAUAUAAAGCAUUUUCUUUUAAAUUAAUAGAAUGCAUGAAUGUUUUCUGGUGAAUUAUGAUGAGGUUUUCCGAUUUUGUUUUCCUUUUUGGAUGCAUGUCAUCAAUAGAGACACAUUAGUUAGUGUGUAAUUUCUCCA